Messenger RNA from Hemicordylus capensis (graceful crag lizard), 4291 nucleotides. RefSeq names its product angiotensinogen (gene AGT). The transcript has 5 exons. The record is from RefSeq and is a predicted model, not a curated record. The coding region runs from base 161 to 1555 and encodes 464 amino acids. Lineage: Eukaryota; Metazoa; Chordata; Lepidosauria; Squamata; Cordylidae. Gene Ontology annotation, molecular function: serine-type endopeptidase inhibitor activity. Gene Ontology annotation, biological process: regulation of systemic arterial blood pressure by renin-angiotensin.
AGAUAAGCAGCUAAUGUGUAACCUGGGUUAGGCAAUCAGGGAAAUAAAAAUAUGAACCCAAAAGUCAUUUGAGAGCAGAUGCUGAGCACAGGCAGCAGUGCAAGAUCCUCUUCCCAAGAAAGCAAGUCAGAGAGAGGCAUCGUGGAAAUUGCAGCUAAACAUGCAUUGGGGCGUGAGCUUGCUCUGUGUCUUUGUGUGCUUCUCCACCAUUGACUGUGAUCGGGUCUAUGUCCACCCCUUCUAUCUGAUCUCCUAUAACACGACAAGUGGCUGCAAUCUGGUUGAAGUCCAGGAACAGCUGGGGAAGACUUUCAUCCCCAUCCCAAUAGACUCGGACUUCACACCACCUUAUGAAGAGAGUCUUGGGAACAAGACCAAAGAAAAAACCCAAUAUGUGGAUGUGAAUUUCUUCAGUGACAUGAUUUAUGUUCUUGGUGCUCGCUUCUAUCAAAAGCUGAGGGAAAUGCACAAGGAUGAAAAUAUUAUUCUGUCCCCCACAGAAAUUUACAAGUCUUUGCUGCUCUUCUACUUAGGGGCUUCUGGAAAAACAGCCGAUGACUUACAGAUUUUGUUAGGACUUGAGUCUCCGACCAUUAAUUCAAGCUGCAACUUCAGAGUUGAUGGGCACAAAGUCCUCUCUACAGUGAGGUUCAUCAGUGAUCCAUUGCUCCCCAAGCAAGCUGAUGGGCUGCUCUUCUCAAAGGUUUUCUGCCUUUUCUCAGCACCUGGUGUCCCUUUGUCUGAGUCCUUUGUCCACAAUUUGGGCUCUCCUGACGUUACUUUUUGGGUCCGAACUGUUGACUUUAGAAACUCCACUCAAGCAGCAGAAAAAAUCAAUGCUUUUGUUGAAGGCAAAAAUACUCACAGAAGCAAGAGUUUGUUGGCAAACAUUGAUCCGCAAACCACCCUUCUACUUGCAACUUAUACACAGUUCAAAGCCACGGUGAAGGGAGCCUUCCCCUUGAAAGAGCCUCAGGAAUUCUGGCUCAGUUCAGACACCAAAGUUUCUGUGCCUAUGAUAAGAGUAACUGACAGUUUUGAGCAUAAAUAUGACGAGAACCUUUUAAUCAUCAAAAUUCCUGUCAACAAGGAUGUGUUUUUGCUGCUUUUACAGCCUAUUAAUGGCAGUAACCUGGCUAAAGCUGAGGAAGGGUUUGAUCUAAAGUUUCCUCCUGAACGGCGGCAACUACUGCCAUCAAGGGAAAUCCAUUUGACUUUGCCAAAGUUCUCCCUCAAAAGCAUUUAUGAUCUUCAGGAGCUCAUUGUGAAUAUGAACGUUUCUACAAAUCUGGGAAACAAAGCCAACCUUACUAUGCUAAGUGACACUAGCCUGACUGUUAGAAAGAUUAUAAACCAGCAAUUAUUUGAGCUCAGUCCUGGUGGGACGGAUCCAGCAGAAGACCACUCAGGAGAACACAAUGCCACCACAGCACUCAAAAUAACCGUGAAUGGGCCUUUCCUGGUAGCAGUGUAUGGAAGCAAAUCAAAAACAUUGCUUUAUUUGGGCAGAGUAACAAAUCCCCUGGAAGGAGCAAACAUUCAUAGAACAAAAUGAUUUUAGAUAUUUUGUUGCAUCUUUUUCUUAUUUAGCAACUGCUUUACUGCUCGCUCUAAUGAAUUGUCAUGUGAAGCUUUGAAAAUGGAUGUGUUUUUCUGACAUAAAACUGAUAAUCUGAUCAGUUGCAUUUUAAAAUCUUCCAUUUCGGGGAUAAAGAUAGUGGCAGAGCAACUGUUAACGCCCGCAUGAUGAACCUACAGCCACUUGAUGAGCCAGUUAUCUGUAUUUUCCUGCCAAGUGGUAAGGAGAAAAUUUACUACAUUUUUGCAUCUGAUCAGAAAUCCAGAGAAGUGGAAUGAAUGCUGAAAUCAGGACAUGGGUACAUCUAUGAGAUAUUAUGGAGCAUGGUAGCCAAUGCCCCUGGGACUGGGGGGUGGAGCACAUAGUCACAGAAUUUGCUGGAGCUGCAUCUCACUCUCUCUUCUCCCCCACCCCAAGCUGCUCCUCCUUUCUUGCUCCAGCUUUAACUUAUGCCGUGUGUGCUCACUCUGCAGAUCGAGCCCUGCUGUUGGUCAUUCACUGUGUUGGGAUCCCCAGUGGGAUGACCAGCCUGAUCAGCUCAACCCACCAAAUGAUCAGCCUGCAUGGCUCAAGUUAAAGCCGGGAUGGAGCGAAAGAGAGAGGCAGCCGAGGCAAGGCAGAGAGGUGCAGUUGCAGCCCAUUUUGUGUCCACCUGUCCAGUCCUCUGCCACCGCCCCCCCCAUCACAGUGUCCAUCACAGGUCACCACUGUGGAGGGGGAGAGGGAAUUAGAUUCAUAGCUUCUGUUUUCUACAGCAACCACUUGUUGACCUCUCGUUUGGCCCAAAAGACUACUCUUGAAACUUGUCAAUACAAUAAUACAGAUGGACCACUCAGGAGUUACUCUAAAGGAUGCCUAAAUUUCAAUUUACUUAUAGGCCCUGUUUGGACCUAACACCAAACUGGAGGUAAAUGUGCCAGAGGGUUGUGAUAGUGAUUGUCCAAAAGUAUGAAGCCCUGGUUUAGUCACCCAACCACGGCUCUGUUUUUGCUCCCAAACCUGAAUUUGAACCCUUGGUUUGUAGUGAGUUUUGAUGCUAAAACCUGAGGUUAGAAGGCAGCAUUGUGUCGUCCAAAUUCUGCCGCCAUAAUUUGGGUUUUGUGCACAAGCGCCUCCCGCCACCAUAGAGAGGUUGGCUCAGAGAAGCUAAAAAAUGUUUCCAUUCUAGGAAGGCUGUGUUUCUUGUUGGCUGCCUCUUGGAGCUGCUGCCCCACCCUCUGUUGUCUCUUUUCUCCUUCUGCUGCUACUUGGCAAUGGAUGCUGUGCCCCUGGAAUUCAUUCCUUUAAAGCAGUGAUUCUCAAACUUGGGUCCUCAGGUGUUAUUGGACUUCAACUCCCAUAAUCCCCAACCAAAGGCCACUGAGGCUGGGGAUUAUGGGAGUUGAAGUCCAAUAACACCUGAGGACCCAAGUUUGAGAAUCCCUGCUUUAAAGGGACAAAAACACACUGGAGAAAGCCCACUUUUCCCCUGUAUGUUUUGGACCUUGGGUGUUCCUCAGCAAGAAAAGGAUGGUAGAGCAAGACGGAGAGAGGAACAGAGGCCCCACACAAUUCAUCACUGCAGUGCUUUGUUGACAAACACAUAGAGCCCUGGUAGUUAGAACAAGGGAAGACAUUUCCCAGCAUGCACAGCUCUAUCGCCCUUGCUUCCCUCAUCCUUCCAUCAUCAGAAUGAGGUCCUCCAUGCAGGUUUAUUUUCAUGUGGGCGGCUACCUUCCACACCUACGUACCACGAUGCUCGUAUUACACACUGUGGGAUUUGGGUUCAAAAUACUUCACCAAUGUGCCAGUGUGCAAAGGUUUCAGUGUGCUAUUGCACCAUGGUCAAAGGCAACAGUCUGAUGUGCCGAUGCACCCCUGUGCUGCCAAAUCAAGGCGGGGUGGCAGCAAGUGGAGAUGUGAGGGGACAGAAGGAGAUAGACCAGGGAUGUCCUUUGGUGGGUUUGAUUGAAGAAAUAGUUUUAAAGAAUCCCAAGGACUGCUGGAUCCCACCAAGCAAGGACUAUUCCCUUAAACAUUACCAAAAAGUGAGUAUAUCUACCAAGGGAGAGUUGAGUAGGGAAGCUGAUGAAGGGAGGGGCUUGGUUUGGUGGGCAGCGCCACAUGGGGUGCCUGGCAUGGCAAGACAUUUUCUGUAUUGUCACAGUGGAUCUGGACAGCAGUGUUCCCCACAAAUGCUUGCACCUGAGUGGCAGGAGUGCUUUUCCAGCCAACAGUGCAGUGGGAGUGUGCAGGCUCAUGCAUCCAGAGUGCGGCCCUCCUGGUUAAACCUCUGGAAGGUGUAAAAUUAACUGCACACACAUUGAAAAUCUAGAGGGGGCCGGGCCGGCCCACUCCCCAGAAGGAACACUGCUGAACAGGUAGCAACUUGCCACUAUAGCCCACACAGGGUGGAAAUGGCAAUCUGUUCCUAAGGUUUCUAAUGGUAUAGCCUGGUCCAGUCUUUGGGAAGUAUCCAAGACUGGAGCAGUGGGAUGUGUUUCUGCUAAGGAAAAUCAACAAUGAACUGCAUAUUUGGGGGACAUAUUUUGCAGCUGUUUAACUCGUGUUAGCUGUACAGAUGCCCACCAAAUAAUGCACACAUAUAACUGCACUAUUCCAUUUAAACAAACCUCUAAUGAAAGUACCAUUUAGGGCCAUUUUCUUCUAACCAUUUGAGUAUUUUUCUAUGAAAAUGAAAAUAUACAGAAUAAAGGUCUUCUCUCCUUCCCA